CUGGGCCAGCAGUGAGGGAGAACGGCCCCUGCUCCUGUGAUUGCGGAGGAGACAGAAUUGCAAGAGGUACCCUGUUCCACUGGAGAAUCAAAACUAAACAGAGCUUUAUUUGACUUUAUUCUUCAGAAUCCAUGGUUUCACAACUUUCCUUUGACUGUGUCCUGCUGCUGCUGCUGCCAGUACUCACAGGAUCUUUGGAAGGGGCAUAUGUAGUGGAAGUGGGUCAGAAUGCUGUUCUGCCCUGCACCUACUCUGCAACCACUCCUGAGGAUCUUGUGCCUGUCUGCUGGGGCAAGGGAUUCUGUCCUGUGUUUGAAUGUUAUGAUACGUUGCUCAGCACAGAUGGAAGGAACUUGAAAUAUCAGACAUCCAACAGAUACCAGCUAAAGAGGAAUCUCCACAAAGGAGAUGUGUCCUUGACUAUAGAGAAUGUGACUCUAGCUGACAGUGGGACCUAUUGCUGCCGGAUCCAAUUCCCAGGCCCAAUGAAUGAUAAAAAAUCAAACUUGGAGUUGGUCAUCAAACCAGCCAAGGUCACCCCUGCUCGGCCUACACGCAGAGACUUCACUACAGCCUUUCCAAGGAUGCUCACCACCAAGGGAUAUGGCUCAGAGAUACAGACGCUGGGGACCCUCCAUGACAAAAAUCAAACUCAAAUACCCACAUCGGCUGAUGUGUUGCAAGACUCAGCUGCGACCACCAGAACAGACAUCUACAUUGGAGCAGGGGUCUCUGCUGGGCUGGCUCUCAUUCUUAUCAUUGCUGCUUUAACUCUCACAUGGUGUUCUUACAGCAAAGAGAAGUUACAGAAGUCAAGCCUCGUCACUUUGGCCAACGUCCCUCCCUCAGGGCUAGCAAAUAUAGCAGCAGAAGGAAUGCACUCGGAGGAAAACAUCUAUAUCAUUGAGGAGAAUAUAUAUGAAAUGGAAGAUCCAUAUGAAUACUACUGCUAUGUCAGCAGGGAGCAACUAUCUUGAAAACCCAGAGGUCUAACCCUUUAAUGCCACCAGAUCCCACUACUUCAUUUUUGAGUGUGGUAUCAUUGUGAAAGCUAUGAUAUGUGUCAGCAGACUGGUUUUAGAGGCCCUGUCCAUGGUCACCAAGCAGAGUUUUUACAUUUUCUGGAGAUAAUUAACUCACAUAGGGAUGGAACUGUGUCCUGCACUGUACUUAGGUACAACAUUACCUCUGUAUUUCAACCAGCAGGGCUACCCAAUUCAGAGAAUGCUAAUUCAGAGACAACAUUAGAGCUCAAAUGGGCUUUUAUACAGAGUAGGAAUUUUUUUUUAAUGUUUAUUCAUUUUUG
Hyaena hyaena (striped hyena) is the source of this 1306-nucleotide messenger RNA. It is a transcript of the gene HAVCR2, whose product is annotated as hepatitis A virus cellular receptor 2. The transcript is spliced from 7 exons. The record is from RefSeq and is a predicted model, not a curated record. Bases 132 to 977 code for a protein of 281 amino acids. NCBI's taxonomy places the organism in Eukaryota, Metazoa, Chordata, Mammalia, Carnivora, Hyaenidae.